UGUCACUGUUCUUAGUCGCACCGGGGGCGCAUGCCCGUUUUCAGGAGACUUCUCAAAACACAUAAGCCCUGGGUCCUGAAGGUUAGGCCUAUUGUUAAUCUAAAUAGUCCUGGCUACUAUCCCGCUGAGUUCACUGACUUUCUACUGAACCCGUAUGUAUGUGAGGAAAGUACUGUUCUGACCUCAACUGCGGAUUUCAUAAACUUGGUAGAAGGUUUGCCUGUGCGGGACGAUCAUUUAUAAUUGAGCAUAGAUGUGACCAGCCUUUACUACACCAACAUCCCCAACGAGCUCGGUUGUCGUGGUAUAUCACACACAGGUGUACAAGGUGGAUGCCCCUCGCCCUUCGUACAUGGUUAUUAACAGCAGUGACUUCCUUGAUGUCAGUCAUUCGGAAGAAAAAUGAGUUCGUGUAUGGUAACGAUGUGUUUCGGCAGAUUCAAGGCCAGGGACUGCCAUGGGUUCGCCUGCAGCAGUGGUCUAUGCCGACAUUGUUAUGCUGUAUUUGGAGAAGCAGUACGUUUUGCCGAUCUUAGAGGGGGAGGGUUUAGAGGUUCAGGUUUAUAGACGCUUUAUCAUUGCAUGGUUGCGAAGGUCAAGCUCAGCGCACUUUAGAUAGGAUUAAUAAGUGUUCGGCCCUCAAGUUUUCUCAUGAACUGGCACAUGAUGGCAUUGAUUUCCUGGACACCACAGUUUUCCGUAGUAAGGGAUACAUGGCGGUGAAGCCUCAUUUCAAGUUCACCAAUCGUUUCCUGUAUCUGCUUGUCGGUAGUAACCACCCCUGUAGUAUGGGCAAAGGUGUGUUCACUGGGGAGUUGAUCCGUAUCCGUCGGUCUUCGACCCUUGACCACCACUACGAAGCUGCUGCCGAGCGGCCGAAGCAGGCUUUCCGGGCCCGUGUAUACAAGCGCUCCAUCUUUCAUCUUUCAGACCCGUACACUAGGAAUGGAUGCGCAGGGAAGAGUUCUAGCAUCCGUAGCUGCCUCAGGGGGUGCCACUUCUCCCAUCAGCGUCGACUAGUCCGCCGAUCUCACUCAGCUCUGCUCUCCGAGCAUGCUGCUUCCAACACGACUUCCCGAAAGAAAAUGUGCUCGCGCAUUAGAAGGAGGUGAAAGAUGCACCUGCAGGAGAAUACAUGCUUAAGAGAAGGCAGAAACAUGCCCGGAUCCACCAGAACUAGUGCUGGCAAGUCAACAGAGGCGAGUACUGAUAAUGUUCCAGAUUGUGGUAGGAUCACAUAAGCAAAAUUGACACUGGGAGGCACGGCGGUGGGUCAGCUCAUGGCCAGCGCCAGCUCCAGUGGAUAUCACGUGCAUCCAGUUCUAGUACUAUAGUAUGACUGCUACAAAGUAGUGCGGCCCAAAUAGAACUCGGGUCAGGUGCCGAAGAACUGGGGGGGGGGGGGGGGCAUGUAUCAAUGAAUGGUAAUAACUCCGGAAAUCAUGCUGGUGUAUCGAGGGCGUGGGCCAAUGAAGUGCUGGAUUGAUGGUGGACGACUGUACUGCAAUCUUGGCUGGUCCCACUAUCGCAGAGACAGCACUUCCUGGUGCAACCACCCUAUCCUGCAAUCUAUAUAAUAAUUAUUAUAAGAGAUUUGUGUGAACGAUUUUAGCAUGAUGCAAGUCAGCUUAUUGUGCUGGGGCCUGGCUACAUGUCACUAUAGCUUUUUAUAGACUCGAUCACCGCAUUACGCUGCUUUGCGUUGACUUGAUUGAGCACUCUUUUUGGUUAGUGUCAAAGGUAUAUGUAAUAUGUAUCUGCCUUCGUGCAAAGCUCUCUUUGUGCGUGUCUUGCAGAUAGCUCGCUGACUUUGAUGCUUUGAGCCAUUUUCAAAUUGCUUUUUUUGUUCAUUUCAUAUAGACCGUAUUGCCAUUUGUUUAACCUCCCGCUCUGAGCUCCACUGAUGGGACCUAAAAAAGGCUGAAACAGCUGUCUGGAGAUUGA
Messenger RNA from Sycon ciliatum, 1944 nucleotides. RefSeq lists its product as uncharacterized. The transcript has 4 exons. The record is from RefSeq and is a predicted model, not a curated record. Bases 714 to 1112 code for a protein of 132 amino acids. Lineage: Eukaryota; Metazoa; Porifera; Calcarea; Leucosolenida; Sycettidae.